AUGAGACACUGCCAUAUUAUUCGGUAUGAUUCAUUUCGGUCUGUCCGUAACGACAUCGGCCAUCUCUUUUCACCCUUCAAGGACGCUAAAUCUCUUCAGGAAGCAAUGCGUCGCCACAUAAUAAAGGUUCCAUCGCGUUAUGCAGAUACACCGCGUCAGCGCAUGAGUUGGUUCCGUGGUAGCAUUAGUCUCAUUCUCAGCGAGGCCGCCCGGCGGGGCAGUCAUGCCGUGUCUCGAGCAACAAUGGAAUUGCUGGUGGAACAGUCAGAACAGCUACAACUGAGGGUUGUGGAUCCGAUGUGGGUGAAAAACGCAUUCGCGACGUGCACGAAUGCUGAUGAAAUGCGUGUGAUCGAGCAAAUAAUUCAAAAAUUCCAUGAUAAGCAGUGCACUGAUGGUGAAACAAAACGAGGUUUAUCGCAACAACACCAGAAGGAUGGUGCUCCACUACCACCAGCAUUAUCAAAUAGUACCGGUGGCUUUGAUAGUGCGGAAGGCAGUGUUUCUUUACUUGGCGACUAUUCGGGGUUUGCCCUGGAGUCUCUUAGUAGGCAACGUGUGAGCAGUGUGACUGCGCCAAAUACUUCGUUCUCUCGUUACUUCAUUCGCCAAGGCCUCGUUGCGGAUGAAGCGGAACUAAUGGAACUAUUUAGGGCUAUGAUUGGGCGUAGACCCGCAGCUUUUCGGGUACACACCUCCCAGAUGUACGGAGCCGCCACGGCGGAAAUCAUAAGUGGACGCCCUGGAAUUGAACCACUACACUGGCUUCCAAAGGAGUGCGCUGCCUUUGUUAUGCACGACUCCCCGAACGUACCGCAUUCUGUGCUUCUUGCUAACCGUCAGUUGCUACAUACCCUCGCCAGUGAACACCUCAUUUCAUUUCAGUCAACUUCAAGUAUGUUGCCUGUGCUUCUUCUUGAUCCCCGACCUGGAGACGCAGUUUUAGAUCUCUGUGCGUCACCAGGGAACAAAACAUCCCUGGUGCUUGACUACGUAUCUUCACUCAGAUCCACUUCGUUACCUUCAUCGAACCCACACUUUCAUCACGGGUGCAUUGUCGCGAACGACGUCUCACCCCCUCGGAGCCGUCAGCUGGCGCAGAGGUUACGUAAUAGCAGCCCCACCGUUGCCGUCACUCAGUUUCAUGGCCAGUCUUUGCCACUUGAAACUGGAGCUUCUGGAGGCAAUAAAUACAACAAGAUUCUCGUAGACGCACCGUGCAGUGGUGAGGGUCGCAUGCAACGUGACGCCAUGUCGUGGCGCAUGUGGCAUCCACUACGAGGAUUGCAAUUUAUGCAAACGCAACUACGGUUGCUCCGUCGUGCGGUGAAUUUGUGUUCGGUUGGGGGACACAUUGUGUACUCAACGUGCACACUUAACCCUCUUGAGGAUGAAGCAGUAAUCGCGGCAGUUUUACGUGAUGGUGCAGUGGAGUUGGUGGAGCCUCCACGGGAAUUACGGGAGAAGAGCGGUUGGCGGUUCAGCCGUGGGUUACGGCGCUGGGUUGUACCUUCUCGCGCCGGGGGGUUUCUGAAUACGUUAGCUGAAGCGGAGGCAAAGGGGGAAGGCAACCCGACUACUUUGACAGAUCUCUUCCCUUACGAAGGGAACGAGAAAAUUCAGUCGGCACUUGAGUCUUGCUGCUUGAGGGUGAUGCCGCAUUGUAAUGGAGGGGCCGAAGGCUUUUUCGUUGCAUUGCUGAGGAAAUUACCUGUCAACCUGAAUCAACUUUCGCCCACCAACCACGCCAGCAGAUACGGGACCGUCAAAGUGGAAGGUACCGAGGAUCCCGUGAGGGGAAAUUCAUCCACAGGCGCACUUACAUGUGGAUCUGUAUUACACACCUACGGUGUGGCCAAGCUGGCGGCGGGAAACAUGUUGUUGCAAAGGCUCCUUGGCGGUUUUUUUAGCAACAAUACUUGUCAGCUGGAGUUCUUUUUCUCCAAAUGCAAUCUUUGUGCUGCUUGGAAGGAGGGUCAUGGACUCAUCAUCUUAUCUAACGCUACGUGGUCCCAUCUCGAUGCAACUCCUUCUUCAUUUUGCUCCAAGUCAGAGUUGUUGGAACUUGGAACAACCGUUAUCGAGGCAGAAACCGGAAAUUUAACUGCAGUGGGCGCAUAUCUUUUGCGUCCUUACGCAACAUCACGUGUGCUGAAGCUCCCACUACUGCAGUUGCAAUGGCUUUUGUCUAAUCAGGUGUUGAAGAUAAACGAGCAUCAGAUGGAUCCAACUGUUUUGGCGCGGCGACUGGUUGCGGGUGUGGGCGGCACAUCAAGUGACAUUAACAUGCAACAACAUCAAUUAACGGUGCCUUGGGUAAGAGAUAUAAUGAAUGUUGUUGGGAAACAAGAGGGAAAUUUCAUCGUCUGCUACUCCCCGUCGUCGGGAGACGUUUGUGACAGCGGAAGUUUUCACAAGAGUAAUGAUGCCUGCGGGCUACUUUCUAUCAGCAUUCCCGUCAUUGUGCGAAGGACACCUUCAGUAGAACUGCAUUUGUCAUUAUUUCAUGAUGCACGGCAACUCUGUAGGGCUGUGAUUGGUCGUGUCCUUUCCCACAGGAAAAGAGCUGAUUCACCGGAUGGGGAGAAGAGCGCUCUACAACUUGGUUCUCGUUUUAACGUGAGCGCAACUCUUGGUAUUACGGACCUUGAGGGACGGCGGCUAACACCGCAAGGGCAGAAACGCAAGCUUUACAGCCCAAACCUUUCAAUAUACCCCGUCACAGGGAGCGGCAUGGUCGCCAGUACAGCUAUCGAAGGAAAUAGUGAGGGUGAUCGCACAAAGGAAAAGGAUUACUUCAUCCUGUAG
This is a messenger RNA of Trypanosoma brucei brucei TREU927, 2808 nucleotides long. RefSeq lists its product as hypothetical. The coding region runs from base 1 to 2808 and encodes 935 amino acids. Lineage: Eukaryota; Euglenozoa; Kinetoplastea; Trypanosomatida; Trypanosomatidae. Gene Ontology annotation, biological process: RNA methylation. The transcript has a single exon. The record is from RefSeq and is a predicted model, not a curated record. Gene Ontology annotation, molecular function: methyltransferase activity.